Messenger RNA from Schistocerca serialis cubense, 2850 nucleotides. RefSeq names its product neural-cadherin-like. Gene Ontology annotation, cellular component: plasma membrane; cell-cell junction. NCBI's taxonomy places the organism in Eukaryota, Metazoa, Arthropoda, Insecta, Orthoptera, Acrididae. Gene Ontology annotation, biological process: homophilic cell-cell adhesion. Gene Ontology annotation, molecular function: calcium ion binding. The record is from RefSeq and is a predicted model, not a curated record. Bases 1 to 2850 code for a protein of 949 amino acids. The transcript is spliced from 14 exons.
AUGAAGAGACUGAAAGCCCCUCCCCCCAAUCCCUUCCCAGAAGAGAAUCUUUUGGCAGAGGAACUCGAAACUGAAGCACCAUUCCAACAUCAGCCACUGCCAUUAGAUCAUACAGAAGCUCAAAAUAGUGUAUCAGGGAAGAAGACACCAAGCAGUAGUACUCAUGGUGGCCACAUUAUCUCAUCAUUACAAGACAGUGAAAACAGCAUAAAUAUAAAUGAUGAAUUCAGUGAUUUUAGCAGUGAAUGCAUACUCACAAUGUUGCACCCACAACGUGAAUGUAGCCUCCAAAGUCUGGCUGUGGGACUGUAUCUUCUGGUAUAUUAUGAACGGGAGAUAGUAGCCAACUUGACAGCUACUGAUAAUGAUGAUCCAGAUGAAGAAACUAAUGCAAAGAUAACAUACACUAUUGAGAAGAACGUCAUUGAAGAAGACAGUGGAAAACCAAUAUUUGAGAUUGAUCCUGACACUGGUUUCAUCAGGACAGCCAUAUGCUGCCUUGAUCGUGAACGCACUGCUGAGUACUCGAUUCAGGUUGUAGCUGUGGAUGGUGGAGGACUGAAAGGCACAGGUACAGUUUCCAUCUUGGUCAAAGAUGUCAAUGACAUGCCACCAGAAUUUACAAAGGCAGAAUGGAUUACUGAAGUUGACGAAACAGAAGGAUUAACUGUGCCAGAAGACACAAUUCUAACUGUUACUGUUCAUGAUCAGGAUGAAGUAAGCUCUUUGCAAUACAAGGUUGUUGAGAAUAGUGGCUAUGGCUCUGACAAAUUUGUACUGAUUCCAAAUUUUGAUGGAAGCGCAGCACUGAAAGCCAUUAAGCCAUUAGACUAUGAAGAAGGGAAAUAUAAUAAUUAUUUUAGGUUCAAAAUACAAGUUACUGACAAGGACACAAAUAAUGAUACUGAUGAGUAUCAUACCAGAUAUUCGUGGGUUGUGAUAAAAUUACGAGAUAUAAAUGACAAUCAACCAACAUUUGAGAACAGUAUACGUGAAGUUUCUGUUGAAGAGAACACAGAAGUCAAUACAUCUUUAGCUAGAUUUAGGGCAACAGAUGCUGAUAAAGGAGGGAAAAGUAAAGUUAAUUACCAGAUUCAGCGCUCCUCUGAUACCAGGAAACACUUCCGGAUAGACCAACAGGGGACAGUCUAUCUACAACGUAACCUUGAUAGAGAAACAGUGCCUAGACAUGAGGUACAAAUUUUGGCAGUUGAUGAUGGAUUUCCACCAAAAACGUCAACAGCAACCUUGAUUAUACUAGUUAAAGAUAUAAAUGACAAUGCCCCUGCAUUCCAGCACAAUUACCAGCCUGUUGUACAAGAAAAUGCUUCUCCAGGAAUCAUUUUAGAAAUUUUUGCAAGUGAUGAAGAUGACAGUCAUAUUGGAAAUGGGCCACCUUUCACUUUUCAAAUGGCAGAUGAUGCAGAUGAUGCUAUAAAAUCCUCAUUUCUCAUUGAAAAUAUUCACAGUGGUGCUAAUGGAAAUGGCUCAGCUGUUGUAUCAUCUCUGCUGUCAUUUGACAGAGAAUCACAAAAGAAAUAUCUAAUUCCUGUAGUCAUUAAGGACUCAGGUAAUCCUGUAAUGUCUGGAACAUCGACUCUCACUAUCACAGUUGGUGAUGAGAAUGAUAAUUCCAUGGCUCCUGGAAACAAAGAGAUAGUUGUUUAUAAUUAUAUGGUACAUACUUCAGAAGCUGAAAUUGGCAGAGUUUUUGUUGAUGAUGCGGAUGACUGGGACUUUCCUGAUAAAAGGUUCUUUUGGCAUGGACAUCAGCCUGAUAAAUUUAUACUUGAUGAGAAAUCAGGAAUGAUAAAAAUCAAGAAAGGUAUAGAAGCAGGAAGAUACACCUUGCAAUUCAAUGUGUAUGAUCAUCAACAUGGUCAAGUUGACAUAUUGGCGAAUGUCUCAGUUAUUGUGAAAGAUAUUUCCUAUAAUGUAAUUGCCAAUUCUGGUUCAAUCAGAAUAUUAGAUUUGUCAGAUGAAAACUUCAUCAGGAAAAUCUUCAACAAGACAGAUUUUGGCAACAAGAGUAAAGGAGAUAUACUUCAAGAAAAACUGGCUAAAAUCUUCAAAAUCAAGACUGAAAAUCUAUGCAUAUUUAGCAUAAAAUCAAGAACUCAGCAAUAUAUUAUUACAGAUAUACAUUUUUCUAUUUGUGGCCCUGGUUCUUAUGUGUACCAACCUACAAGACUUAAUGGCAUUGUUCAGAUGCACUGGCAAGAGAUAGAGCAAGAGACUGGUAUCAGAAUGCUUAUGAUUGGCAUUAAUGAAUGUCUCCAGGAGAAUCAUAAAUGCAGAGAAAGUUGUUCAAAUGUUGUGAGAAUUGGUGAGCUGCCACACUUGGUAGAUGCCAACAGAACAGCUUUUGUUGGAAUUGAUAUGCAAGUUGUAGCAGAAUGUGGAUGUGAAGCACAAAAUUUUAAGAAACCUGAAACCUGUAUCUGUUAUAAUGGAGGCACAUGUAUCUGGAAAGGAAACAGCAUAAGUUGUUCCUGUCCACAUGGUUAUCAUGGCCCAAGAUGCCAAGGAACUACAAGAGCAUUCCAGGGAGAUGGAUGGGCAUGGUUCCCUCCCCUUAGUGUUUGUGACAAAUCACAUCUGAGUGUAGAAUUCAGAACAAGGAACCCAAAUGGUACUUUAUUGUACAAUGGACCCAUUGCAGCAUCAAGCAAUGAACAGGCUCUCACAUCAGAUUUUAUAUCCUUGGAGGUAGAAGAAGGUUUACCAAAACUGUUAAUCAAUUUUGGUUCUGGUGUACUUACAAUGAAGAUAAAUAAAAGUCCACGAUUGGAUGAUGGACAGUACCAUCACAUAGAUAUCUUCUGGAACACAGAGGAAUUCUUGUACUGA